AUGUCUUUCACGGAGAUAGUUCGUCUGAAAUUAUACUGGAAUACUACUUAUACAACUGAACCUGAUGGGACUAUCACGGUACAGCGGGAUGCGCCGGACAGUUAUCUUAUCAUUGAUCGUAUGUUAGAUUUCUCGGAACUUGUUGAUAAGGUAUGUGGUGUGAUGGAAGUUGACAGAAAAGGGCUGUAUAUUGAUUUUUCUUUGGUAUGGACGGAGAUGUCAGGAAAAAGGUCUCGUGUGCACAUUAAUGAUGAUAAUACUGUUCGGUUCAUUUAUCUUUGUGCUGAUAAAUGGCCAGAAUUGUACCCUGAAAAUGUUGAGAGAACAGGCCAUGUUUAUGCAAGUACAUCUGGCCAGGAUAUUGGUGCCAGCACUAGUGGUGGUAGAACAGUUGAAGACAAUGAAGAUGGAGAUGAAGAUGGAGAUGAAGAUGAAGAUAAAGAUGAAGAUGCAGAUGAAGAUGAAGAUGAAGAUGGCGGGGGUGUCGAAAGCAGUGAUGAUGAGUACGUCCCAUCGGAUGAGGACUCAGAUGACGACACUGAUUUUGAGUCAUCUUCUUCAGUCCCAUAUGUUUUCGACGACAUAAGUGGAUGGGACAAGACUUUAGAGGAAGUAGAUUGUGAUGGGAUUAAAAUGUGGGAUGGCAAUCCGUUGACGCUAGGCCUUGAUAUACAUUUCGCCAACAAGCCCGAGGCACAAGCGGCGAGUGGGAGAAUGGAACUUGGUACAUGGUCGGACUUUCCGGUGAAAACGAGCUCUAAACGAACAUGGUAUGUCGAAUGCGAGACGUGUGGACCCAAAUAUCCAAAAGAGCGUCUUCACGGCUAUGAUUGUCUGUGGAAGGCGCGAGUUUCGCUACAGAAGGCCACCGAUACUUGGAAAAUGGUGGCAAACAUUGAUAUGAUCCAAAAAUGUCAGACUGUUCUACCUCCUAAGCCAAUGAAACUGUAUGAAGAGGCCCGGAAGAAAUCAUUGAGGCAAAAGGUCAACCGGUUUAACAAGAGAAACCAGAAGUACGAAGUGGUUACAAUAGCACUCGAUAAUCAACCAUGGAAGGCUGAGGAGAAGCAAGUUGUGUUGUAUGCAAAUCGAGAGUGCACUUGCGGAAGGUGGCAGACUUUCAGAUUUCCUUGUUCCCAUGCACUUCGAGUUGCCCGUGAGCUAGGUGACGAUCCCUUCCCACUUUUUGAUCCAUGUUACACUACGCAUCAAUGGUACCAGCAGUUUUCUAGAGAAUUCAACCCAAUCAUGGAACCAUGGCCAAAGGCAAAGUGGCAGAUCAGGCCAGAUGACACUAAACUUGUCCACCAUGCUGGCGGAGGUCGGAAGCGUGUGAAUCGGAAAAAAGGUGUGAUGGAUUAUACAAGCAAAUCUGGCCAGCGAAGACUCCAAACUUGCAGUUUAUCCUAUUUGGAGAGGAUGUUUGGAUUUAGGUUCCAGACAGAGGAGUCUAGAUUGACGAGCGUUUCCAUCACUGAAAUAAAGACUCACAUAGAGAAUAAUCCUUUGACGGACCUGUCCCCUGACGAUGCACACCUACACAUGUCCAAGUCAUCUCUGGCCGCUUCUGCCAAGGCUAUUACCGGCUGUGUGAUUCUUCUUCAGCUCUGGGCCUGGGAGCGGAUUUUGACGGUUCAGCCCAAGAUACUGGGUGGGGAUCUCGAUCUAUCUGAUUGUCCAUUGGGCACGAGGUGGUCCCGUGAGAAAAAAGUUCAAGGUAUCACGCGGUUCAAUUUGGCCGCGUACCGGGAUCAGCUUGCAGUUCUCGCAGAGUCUGAUUUUGUAUGGAUGCCGUACACGAGUCUUUUGGGUCGUAUUGCCAGGGGGAUACCCGGCGACGCAUUACUUCUCACUGCGGCGGAAAUUACUAGCCUGCUCAAGAGGAAGCCGUUUGGAGGAUCCGAUAGGAGAUGGUUACAACAACUAGGGAUAUAUCUCCAGGUUUGGAAUGAUCGCCACGGCCAACUUGUGGGGACUGAUGAUGAUUAUGUUGGCGAGCCUUCCGCAGAUCCAAAGUAUCUCUUGUGGUACCAUCAGAUUACUGUGAAGUAUGUUACGGAUCCGACGGACUCUGAAAAUGCGAGGGGUUUUCACGGUUCUGCAGAGACCUUGCGCCUCAUGGCCACAUUGAUGGAGGACGUUCGUAGUCUGAGUAUUAUAGGCCAGCGUACUUUCGACACGGAUUCCUUUGGUUAUGAUCGCUUAGGCGAGAUUGCCCAGGUUGCUGAGCGGGCGUUGUCCGUCAAUGCAACAAAUGUUGUACGUCACGAUCUCGAUAGGCAUGUUGAGGUUCAUGACAUUUUGAGUCAAGAACUUGCACCUGUAGACCCGACCCAGCAACAUCCACCACCUGCACCUCCGAGGCGUUCGCGCGGGUCUCGGCGUGGGCGUGGGGGCAAGAGACAAUCACAUCAUCUCGGCCACAUCAGUCCUCCCAAAGCAUGA
Messenger RNA from Oldenlandia corymbosa var. corymbosa, 2445 nucleotides. NCBI's taxonomy places the organism in Eukaryota, Viridiplantae, Streptophyta, Magnoliopsida, Gentianales, Rubiaceae. The record is from the annotation of a GenBank genome assembly.